GAUAGCGGUGUCCGACUCAGAGCGAGGAAUGGACUGACUAAACCGUGACGUCUUUUAUUUAUUUUGAUUUUUUUUCACACUGGCGGACAUGUCUCUAUCUCUAUCCACAACACAAAAGUCGGACGCGACCAGCAGCAGGAGGAGGUCUGAACCUGGGCUGGAUUCUUCAUAUGAUGAGAGUUACAAUCACGAAGACGUUCAUCCCCGGCUGCGUGGAGCUCAACACUUUACUUCAAAACAUGCAUGUGCUCCAUCUUCACAUAAGUCCUCGUGCCCGAAAGCAAAAUGCAUGUCUAUCCACACAUGUGCGAGCCAUCACUCUUGUGAAGACAGCUGGGAGGAAAUCUCAAGCAAGAGAACCAUCAGAGCAGAGAAUGAGGUGGAGGCCAAUAAACUGGUCAACAACUACAGGUUUGGGUUCAGAAAAUGGAAGAGCCACGUUACAGAGCGGCCAUUUGAAGACCGGUCAGAUGUCGUGAAAGAGCUUUACACUGACCUCAAUGUUGUUAAACCACACUCCGGCCCAGGUCAGUUCAUCACAUGUGGAAACGUAGCAUAUGUGCUCCUCUUUGGUUGGUGGGUGUCCCUGGCAUAUUUUUUGGUCGGCGUUCUCAUGUUCAUCACUAUUAUCGGGGUACCCUAUGGUAAGCUUUGCUGGAAAUUGAGCUGCUAUUUCCUGUGGCCAUUUGGCAACACAAUCCACGAGAUAGGAAAUACUCUGAGGAGAUGUUGCGAGCUGGCACCAGACUGCGAGUGCAGCAUAGAGACGGUGGAGGAUAACUCACCGGUUCUGCUGCCUUCACCAACAGAGGCGACAGUUUCAGACAUGCCAGAGAGACCUCUGCGCACUCCCUACUGGCAUCGGCUCUCUACAUACAUAUGGCUGCUGCUGGGAUAUCCUCCUCUGGUGAUCGUUCACUCCCUGGUCUGUUUCAUCUCCUGGAUCCUGGUCUUCACCAUCCCAGUUUGCAAGAUGAAUGCACAGAGUCUGAGUGUAAUUCUCCUCAUGGCUCCUGAGGAUGUCUUCAUCUCCUCCAGCACACAAAGGAAGCAUCACGGCUAUGAGACGAGAGCGCUGCUGUGCUGCUACCACGCUGCUAACUGGUACUACUACAAGUACACUGUUGAUGGGAUCAAUGUGUUUGCCGUCAAUCUUCUCCCUCUAGUCAUAGUUGCUCUGGUAAUUGGUUAUGUCGACAGAGAGAACCAGUACGCCAGCUCUGAUGUCAAGUUCGCCGUAGCAAUUGGCUCUAUCAUACCUCUGUCGUAUUAUAUUGGUAUGGGCAUUGCCAGUAUCGCUGCCCAGAGUAACUUUGCUGUGGGUGCAGUGGUCAAUGCCACCUUCGGGUCCAUCACAGAGCUGACAUUUUACAUCACGGCCCUGAUCAGAGGCCACCAAGCAGCCAACCCGUGUCUGCAGGAAGUUGUUAAGGCAGCGCUGACUGGCACGCUGAUCGGAUGCAUCCUCUUCAUACCUGGAAUCUGCAUGAUAAUUGGAGGCCUGAGACACAGUGAGCAAAGAUUCAACAGUCGAUCUGCAGGAGUAAGCUCUGCAUUGCUCUUCAUCUCUGUAGGUGGUGUGUUUGCCCCCACCCUGUUCUCCAAGGCUUAUGGGAACCUGGUGUGCGACGUCUGCACCAACUCCACAGGAAAUGGCAGCAGCAUGUUCGAGUGCCACAACUGCCACUAUGAUCUGAAAAACAAUACACUGUUCCACAACCACGUACAGCCUCUGGUGUACACCAUCUCUGCCCUUCUGCCCGUUGCCUACAUCAUCGGUCUUAUAUUUACUCUUAAGACACACUCCCACAUUUACAACAUCCAUGUUGGCGAAGGACAGGUUGUCCGUGCAGAGACUGGCGCCCAUGGAGCAGUUGUCCACUGGUCGCGGUGGAGGUCUUUGGUCAUCCUCAUUGUGGCCACUGUGCUGACCUCUGCGUGUGCCGAUCUCGCCACCGAACACAUCCAGCCCAUUCUCAACCAGCCCAACAUAUCGCAGUAUUUCAUAGGGGUGACAGUCCUCGCAAUGGUCCCCGAGAUCCCAGAGAUUGUCAACGGGAUCCAGUUUGCACUCCAGAACAACAUCAGUCUUAGCUUGGAGGUUGGAAGUUGCAUCGCUGUGCAAGUUUGCAUGCUCCAGAUUCCCAUACUGGUCCUGUUUAAUGCCUUUUAUGAUGUGGGAUUCGUGCUGCUGUUCUGCGACCAGCAUGUGUGGACCAGCAUCUUCAGUGUAAUUCUAGUCAACUACAUCUUCAUGGAUGGCAAGUGUGAUUACUUUCAGGGUACAGCUCUGAUGGUCGUCUACCUCAUCCUACUGGCCCUCUAUUUCUUUGCUCCGUCUCCAGCGGGAUGCUGAGGAGGAAUUUUUAUCGAAUUUUUAUUUUUUCCCCAAACAUGAAGGACUAAUUGAGCUCUGUAACAUUUUAUUAUGUUUGUGAUAAACAUUUCAAAUGCCACUGUGGAAAUACUGAGAAUUUAAAUAUUUUUGUUUUCUAACUGAAAAAGAAAAUCUCAGGUAGGCACUUUUAAAUAAUGACUCCUGAUGACUGUUGUAAUAUUUACAGUACAUACUGUAGGCCAACAUCUAACCAUAAAGCAUCAAUCCUUUUUACAAAAUGUGAAAGAGUAAACUACAGUUGUUUUACAAACUGAUGGUAUGCAUUUACACUAAUGACAUACAUAUACUCUGUGUGGGUGUACACGAGCUUCAAAUAUGGUACGUCCGUGACAAGCGGCUUCCACUUUAUGAUUUGAAACACAGCAGGGUUGAUAUUUAACAAAAAAUAUUUCCAUACAAGAUUUUGAAAAACCAGCUGCCUAUUUUUAUUGUUUGUACGGACAAAAAAGGACAAAACAAUGCAGCCAUAUUUGCCUUUAAGGACACGUUCACAUCUUCUCCCAAGAGUUAAUGUAAAGUGGCAUGCACACCUGUGUUGACAUGCAGAUUACUUAACUUCAUUAACAUCAAGAGAUGCAAAUAUAAACAUGUCAAUCUAGAUUCUGGCUGCAUAACUGCCAAUCAGACUGAUUUAAAACAGAAUAAAUAAGGCCAUGAAAUGUCAGAAAUACAUAAGGACAGUGUUGAGUGGGGGGGGGGAAAGGCAUUUUGGUGUGCAAUAGCCACCAGAAAGCUAAAUAUCAACAGUUACUGUGGAUUACACAGAACACUCAGUGUAAUAAUGUACUGUAACACAGGCAAAUAAGCAUCAGGACAUUAUCAGCACAGCAUUUAAGAUUACAGUCCACAGUAACUUGUAAAGAACUCCAGGCCUGACUAACAAAUCUCUAUACAGAAAAACAGUGCUAAGUCUGCAGGCGUUCGGACAGCGAAGUCGUCAGUAUUUGUUAUCCACGACACCUUACACCCUGACAAGUUCUCCUUUUACAGUUUCUCACCAAGAACCAAAUGAUGGUGCAACAGUCUUAAAAACGGUGGGAAAAAAAAACAAUAGCACUUACUGCAUGUCACAGUGAGAAAGGUUUAGAUAUCGAGGCAUAAAGUGGAUACUGAAAGUGACAAUGAAAUAAAAUGGGGAAAAAACAUUUACACUUGGGUACAUUUCCACAACAUAAAGAGCAGAACAUUUAAAACGAAUAUGUAAAAAAAAAAAUGUUGUGGGUUUAAGUUAAAGUUGCAGAAGUAAUUCCUGAUUUAUCAGGAGAAGAAAAUAUAUCAAGUAAAAGGCUCAUGUGAAGAGCACAGUUCAGAGGUGUGAAUAAUUUAGUGUUAAAGAAUGGAAAGGAAAACAAUUCUUAGAAGGUCACAAGGCACCAGACGAAGGAAAGAAAAUUAUUGAGAAUCACUGGAGCUGCAGGUGUAGGCAUUUAUAAAAUCAACAAAGAAUUUUUGAAGCACAAAAGGUUUCACAGUGAUGUUGAGCGGCAUGUGUCUCAAAGAGGCUUUCAGGUUCUCACCUUUUCAAAAAAUACCCAGUGGGAUCAAGAAGGGUAACCAUUUUCAGUUGAACAACAAAACUACUGUUAAAAGCCAACCAGAAAAUACCUUUUCAGCUAAAGCACAGUUUAAAAUAACUGACCUAUUUAGACCAUUAUGAGAUACCCGUUAGAUGAUUGAGCUUUAUAAGCAGUGCAGCGUUGUUCUGAGAAUCAGCCUUCUUUCUCACAAAUUCCACUUUUAGGGUGUAUUUCACCUUUUUUAAACUACAGUACAUGUAUCCGGAUGGCCCUUCUCACAGAGGACGCAGCAGAAGCUCAAAUACAGCAAAAUGGGUGCAAUGUUGUUGCUUCAGCUAAAGUGAGACAAGCCCCAUCUCAAACUAAUAUUAAACUACAUGAAACAACAUUUAUUUUGCAUUUCACCAGAUGACAUCCUACUCUUGUGAUGCACAAGUUUCUGUGAUAGAGAAACUGGCAUGCAAAAUGCAAAUUAGAAAACUUAUCUGGGGUACACUGAAGUUUAAAAAAGAAAAAAAGAAUCAAGAAUAAUUGACAGUCUGCUGUCGGCACCGGUGCAUUCCCUCUGAUGAAACUUAAAAUGAACAUUCCAUUUUAAAAACAAAACAGCACAUUAUACAUAAAGGUCUAAAAUGAAGUAUUUUCAUAAGUUGCUGACAUCAUCAAGCUGGUGCUGACCUACUUACCACCAAUUUGGCAAUGGUGCUGCUCCUUUCACCUCAGUCAGUCAGUCUUUGUGUUCAGGCUAUUUUAGCCGUUGAAUUAAUGUGUGUGUCAGUCCCAGGCUUAGCAGCUGAAGGGUGGACAGCUGGGUUAAAUGAGGGAAUGAUUUCAGCAGUUUCUCCCAGGUCAGUUCCAGCAGACUGGGCACCACCAACCAUACUUUAUACAAAGAGGCAGUCCUUCGGUUCCCAGACAUGUUGACAACUCCACCAUGGACGUACAUGCAGCCGGCCUGAGGAAGAGGAGCAGCAAACUUUGUGACUAGUUUCCUGAAGACUGCAUCAGUCGGCACGAAGCAAAUCUGCUUGUGAAGGAAAAAUGUAGCUUUCCAACUUCAGAAACAUAACUGAAACCAGAUUCUCAACAAGAAUCAAAUCAUUUUUAAGAAAGCUAUUAGUAAACGAUGACUUAUUUAUACUCAACUACAUUUUAUUAGGUACAUCUGGUGUACCAGAUUAAGUGGUUAGUUUUCUAUUAAGCAAAAAAUAUAUAUUAUAUACGAAGUUGCAAAACAAUGUGAACCAGUUUAAAAUAUGAGGGAAGUCACAAAGCACUUUAAAAUGUUCUUACAGUACAAGCUUCGAUUAAUUGUAUAAAAUAUAAUGUAGUAUAAUAAUGUAGCCCUUGAGUAUUUCCCUUAGUAUUUUCUUUAAAAUAGUUUAAAAAAAAGUGUAAGGUACAUGUAACUAACUGAACUUGAUUGCCAGCACAAAAGGAUCUAAAACACACAUGGGUAUUAUUUCAAUGGCAGAAAGAAUGUACAAAUCACCACCUAUUCAGUGUGUAUUGUGUAAUAACCACAAUUUAAAUAAAUCUCUAUUUGAUAUCUUGUGAAAUUAAGUUUAAAUAGUUGGUGCAAUUCCUGUGUGAAAUUAUAACAAAUUAUUAAUGCUUAUGAAGAGCAUCUGUACAAGAAAAUAAUUCCUCAAAAACAGAAGCAUUCUGUUGCUGUAAAAGCUCCAAAAUUUAGUAAAUGUCUACAUGGUCCACGUAUUCAUUUUUCUUGCUUCAAAAAAGUCACAGCAGGUCACCAAUGCUAAUAAUGCUCUUGAAUUUCUUGCAUUUUCAUACAAUAUGACAUCGGACUGGUGCAACUCAGACAAGU
Cololabis saira (Pacific saury) is the source of this 5743-nucleotide messenger RNA. RefSeq lists its product as uncharacterized. Lineage: Eukaryota; Metazoa; Chordata; Actinopteri; Beloniformes; Belonidae. Gene Ontology annotation, molecular function: calcium:proton antiporter activity. Bases 89 to 2356 code for a protein of 755 amino acids. The record is from RefSeq and is a predicted model, not a curated record. Gene Ontology annotation, cellular component: endomembrane system; membrane. The transcript has 20 exons. Gene Ontology annotation, biological process: calcium ion transmembrane transport; intracellular calcium ion homeostasis.